Molecule: messenger RNA, 11404 nt
Organism: Conger conger (European conger)
Lineage: Eukaryota; Metazoa; Chordata; Actinopteri; Anguilliformes; Congridae
Product: IgGFc-binding protein-like
Exons: 27
Coding region: 142-11346 (3734 amino acids)
Molecular function (GO): protein binding
Source: RefSeq, a predicted model, not a curated record
CAGCCCGUUUAAAUGAAUGCGGUCAUUAGUGUUUCCUGACUUUUGGUUUGAGCUGCGUUUAUUUGUGAAUUCAUAGACCGCGUCCCUCUACAUGCAUACAGUGAACUUGGACCCUUAAUCGUUUUAACAUAUGGUUAUUUUAUGCAUUUUGUUUUCACAGUAAUGUUGCUGUAUCUGUUGACGUUUUGCGCGUCCAUCCACAUGGGUUUUGCUAAGGACCCAUGUGACGGGCAGAACUGUGACCACAACCAGGCCUGCGUUGUCCGGGAUGGCCAGCCAGUGUGCUUGUCCAAAACCAGGCUCUGUUCAGCCUGGGGGAACUGGCAUUUCCACACCUUCGCUGGCAGGGCCUUUGACUUCCACGGCACCUGCAAUUACACCUUUGUUCGAGUCCCCUGCCAUGCCUCUUCCAAUGUCUCUGUCCCCGUCGAAGUGCAGAUCGCCUGGGUGACCCCGGCUGAAAACCGUACAGAAGCCAAGGGCGAACCUACAACCAAUGCCACAGCCGAUGCCUUCGACAGGGUCCUCGUCAGACUUCAGGGCUUUAACAUUGCCAUUGUGAAAGGGGAGCUGCAGCAAGUCUGGGUCAAUGGACUUAAGUACCGCCUGCCCUACUACCCGAGCGGCUCUCUGCGGCUGUACCCGACGGGCUCGAGCGUUGUCUUGGAGGCCGGCGAUGGCCUGCUGCUGAAGUACGACUGGCUCCGGCGUCUGGAGGUGCGCCUGGGCCCGGAGCUCUCCGACGCGGCGUGCGGGCUGUGCGGCGGCUCGGGCCGCGACCCGGCCCACGGCCUCCCGGCUCUCGACGGGAACGGCACGGUCGGCGAGCGCGAGGCGGCGGUGGUGGCGUUCGCCCGUUCCUGGAAGACGGGGGCCGGCGGCCUGUGCCGCGACGACUGCGGCGAUUCGUGCCCCCGCUGUGACCCGGCCCGGCCGGACGCGAGCUCUGAGGUGCGGGCGUGCGGCCUCUUGCAGGACCCGAAGGGCCCCUUCGCCAGCUGCCUCGAGACCGUCGACCCUGCCCCCUACGUGCGCGCCUGCAAAGCUGACCUCUGCACUCUGAAGGGGGACCCCGCGGUGGCCUGCAGCGCCCUCCUGGCUUUUGCCGAUUACUGCCAGGCGUCUGGAAUCGGAGUCUCUCCCUGGAGAGAGCUGGCCAACUGCUCCAUGGCAUGCCCUGAGCACAGCCACUAUGAAAGCUGUGGGUCCUUGUGCCCGGCGACCUGUGCGGACCCUGAUGCCCCCUCUCGUUGCCAGCCUAGCUGUGCAGAGUCGUGCCUCUGCGACCCGGGCUUUCUGUUCUGUGGGCAAGCCUGUGUCCCGCCCGCCCGGUGCGGCUGCACCCACCAGGGCGUCUACCGGCUGCAGAGCGAGGUCUUCUGGGCUGACCGGUGCCAGCAGAACUGCACCUGUGACCCCGCCUCGAGGAACGUCUCCUGCCUCAGUGCUCACUGCGAACACGACGAGAAGUGCGUGCUGUGGGACGGCGCCAUGCGCUGUCGCCAAGGUGCGCUCGGCCUCUGCCUGGCUCAGGGGGACCCCCACUACACCACCUUCGACGGCCGGCGCUUCGAUUUCGAAGGGGACUGCGUGUACCUUCUGGCGGCGCACUGCCCCGUUGUGGCGUCCCUGCCUGAUUUCAACAUCGAGGUGGAGAACGAAAGGACGGGGGCCGUGGAGUCCUUCUCCAAAAUGCUCAGAGUGCAGUUGCAUGGCUAUGAGAUCAAAGUCUCCUGGGAGGUGGAGGACGGGGUUGUGGUCAAUGGCAUUUUUGUGAGUCUUCCCACUGUGCUGAGCUGGGGCAAGGUGAAAAUCUACAAGACCGGCCUUUCCCUGUAUGUGGAGAGCGAUUUUGGGCUCCUGUUGACUUACAACUGGAACCACCUUGUGACCGUGGCCUUACCCAGAAGCUUCUCUGGUGCCACCUGUGGCAUCUGUGGGAAUUUCAAUGGAAACAGAACCGAUGACCUCACCCCCCCGACGGGUCACGGUGUGGGCACCUCCGAAUAUCUGACUCGUUGGAAGACGGGCGCGGUCGACGGCUGCACGGACGUGGUCCAUUCCGACCGGCCUCACUGUCCGGGCGAGAUGAGGCUGCACCUGUCAGCCGGAGAGAUCUGCGGGAUGCUAAUGAACCCCGAUGGGCCCUUCGGGGACUGCCAUGAAUCGGUCGACCCUGCCGACUCCUUCGAGAACUGCAUCCAGGAUGUCUUUCUGAACAACGGCAGCAUGCCCGUGCUGUGCCGGGUUCUGGGCGCCUACGUGGCGGCCUGCCAGGACACCGGAGUGGAGGUGCACAGCUGGAGGUCCUCGCACUUCUGCAACAUGUCGUGCCCCGCCAACAGCCAAUACGCGCUGUGCUCGCCCCCUGGACAGCGCACGUGCACCGACCCGCCCAGCCCGCACGCCUCCGUGUGCCAGGAGGGGUGCGAGUGCCUUCCAGGUUUCUUCCUCAGUGGGGCGGAGUGUGUCCCCGAGUCAGAGUGCGGCUGCCUGCACGACGGUGUCUACCACAUGGCUGGGGCCCUGUUCUUCCCCGAAGAGCACUGCUUGGAGGAGUGCACCUGCAAAGGCCGCGGCCCGGCGGUCUGUAGGAACGCCACGUGCCCCAUCGGCACGCAGUGCGGCGUCCGCAAGGCCACCCGCGGGUGCUACUCAGCCCCGGGCUCGGCCAGCUGCACUCUGUUUCGGGGCCUGCACCUACACACCUUCGACGGGCGAGGUUUUGACCUCCGCGGAACGUGCCGUUACGUGCUGGCGCAAAUGUGCAACGCGAGCGAGGCUAAUCGCAGUGCUGCCGCCUUCUCCCUCCACUUCCAGCGCGGGCGGCUUCACCUGCAGAUUUACGGCAUGAACCUGACCCUGGCCCCGGGCCAAAGGGGAAAAGUCGAGGUGAAUGGCGUCCUGCAGAACCUACCCGCUCAGCUUGGUCCGCUCCGAGUCCUUCAUCGAGGCUUGAGAGUCCAGGUGGAGGCCGAUGCGGGCAUCGUUCUGGCCUACGACCUGCAGAACUUUGUGCAGUUGGCCGUUCCCCACGGUUACGCUGGCCGCCUGUGUGGCCUGUGCGGCGACUUCGACGGUGACCCCGCCAAUGACCUCCGGCUCCGCCAUGGCAACCUGACCUCCGACCUCACCGCCCUCGGGGCGUCGUGGAAGGUUCCGGGCCUGGACGCGGACUGUGUGGAGGGUUGUGGCGUGUCAGGUUGUCCCGUGUGUAACGUGACUGAGGCUGCCCGCUUCCGGACGGAGCGGCACUGCGGCCUGCUCUCUGCCCCCGACGGGCCCUUCAGGGCCUGCCAGUCUGUGGUGGACCCCCUGCCCCAUGUGGAGGACUGCGUGUACGACCUGUGCAUUUCCCGUGGGGACCCGGACCAGUUCUGCAGCAGCCUACAAGCCUACACGCUCGCCUGCCAUUUGGCUGGGGCAGUCGUUAAGACCUGGAGGAAUGAGACCUUCUGCUCUCUUGGAUGCACAGCUAACUCCCACUACAGCGUUUGUGUGGACCUCUGUGCCGUGACCUGCUCCAACAUUUCCCAUGAGGUCUGCCAGGCAUCCCGGGGUGAGGGCUGCCGGUGUGACCCAGGCUUCCAGCUUACUGUGGACCGCUGCGUCAAGCCAGCUGAUUGUGGCUGCUUCCAAGAUGGCCGCUAUUAUGAGCUGGGAGAGGCGUCCUGGGCCGCAGGGUGUACGACACGGUGCCACUGCUCCAGUCCAGGAACUCUGUGGUGUGAGUCAGCAGCCUGUCCCAAGGGCUGGGGGUGUGGCCUCCUUAACGGCUCCACGGCGUGUGUUCAGAACAGUGUGGAUCCCAGCAUUUGUCUGCCAGGAGCCCCCUGUGCCUCGAACUCCACCCGCACAGUGUCCAGCUGUUGGGUGUUGGGCGGAUCCCACUUCUCCACCUUCGAUGGGACAGUCUUCGACUUCCAUGGCAACUGCACCUACAUUCUGGCCAAGAGGUGGGAGGGGAGUAGCAAGGGGAGUUCGCCUCCCCCCUUCUCUGUCCUGAUUGAGAAAAGCCUGGACAGCUUUGCUGCCCUGAAGACCAUUACAGUCCACUUGUCUCAACACCACAUCGUCCUUAAACCAGGGGACGCUUCUGUAUGGGUGAAUGGGCAGAAAAAGUACUUGCCGGUGACGCUCCAUGAAGCCCACAUCCACCAGAGCGGCCUCUUCAUGGUCAUGAACACGACCAUUGGCCUUUCCUUGAAGUACAACAGGGCCCAGUACGUGCAGGUGGACCUCCCCCGAAACUCCUCGGGUGUGUGUGGCCUGUGCGGUGACAACAACGGCGACAGUGCCGACGACCUCCUGACUCCAGAGGGCGCUGUGGCAGAAGAGGUGGCUUUCGGGUGGAGCUGGAGGCUGGACGAGGGCGACGACUCGUGCGCGGCGGAGUGCUCGGACUGCUCGGAGGAGAAGGGCAUCCAGCUGGACGCCGACGCGGAGUACGACGUCAUCAUGCGCAUCAUGCUCUGGUCCGAGUCCAGCCCCUUCAUCAGCUGCCGUCUUCUCGUGGACCCCAGCACGUAUGGGAAGCUGUGCGCGCGACAUCACUGCGUCCGUCAGCUGGACCUGGAUUUCCUGUGCCAAGCCCUGCAGUCCUACACCACCGCCUGCCAGUCCGCCUGGGUGCAGAUCCGAGGCUGGAGGAACAGCACUUUCUGUUCUGCCCAGUGCCCGGAGCACAGCCACUACGAGCUGUGCGGCUCUGCCUGCCACGCCACCUGCGGAGACCCCGCCCCCUCGGCCUGCGCGCUGCCCUGCACGGAGACGUGUCGCUGUGACGAGGGCUUCCUGUACGAGGUGGAUGGCUGCGUGCCGGCCCCCAGCUGCGGCUGCCUCCACCAGGGCUCGUACCACCGCCGGGACCAGCCCUUCUGGGCAGACGAGGCGUGCACGGAGACCUGUGUCUGCGAGGCCCCCGGGGGGCCCGCCCGCUGCAGCCCGUCCUCCUGCGGGCCCCUGGCCUCCUGCGGCCUGCGGGACGGGGUGCGCGCCUGCCUGCCGCACCGCCUGGCCUACUGCGCCCUGGAGAGCGGGGCGCACUUCCACACCUUCGACGGGUGCGCCUUCCUCUUCCGGGGCAGCUGUGGGUACAGGCUGGCUGGCCUGUGCCCCGGGGUGGGCGGCCUCGCCCCGUUUGUGGUGCAGGUGCAGAACUCCGGCGACGCCCAAUCCCCUCUGACGGUGGUGGUCACGGUGUACAACAUUACUGUGGAGAUCAGCGGACAAAAUAACGGACAGGUUAAGGUGGACGGUCUCCAUCGAAACAUGCCAUACUCCCUGGAUGGAGGCCGGGUCACUGUGCACGCCACUGGCCUGCGCACGCUCCUCCAGGUUGACUUCGGCCUGUCUGUCACCCUCUACGCCAGCGAGCGCUUGAACCUCGCUCUGUCCAGCAAGUAUGCCAGCGCCACCUAUGGCCUGUGCGGGAACUACAACGGGGACCCUGGCGACGACAUGGCGGGCCGCGGCGGCCGGCAGGCCCUGAGCCCCUCAGAGCUGGUACGGCGCUGGAACACCGGCGCCCUCCCCUGGUGUGUGGAGAGCUGCGGGGGGGACUGUCCGACCUGCUCCCCGAAACAGCGGGAGGAGUACUCCUCCCCCAGCGCCUGCGGCGGGCUCCUCAACGCCACCGGACCUUUCCGGGUCUGCCACGGCGUGGUGGAGCCCGGAAGGUUCUACAACGCCUGCGUCAGCGACCUGUGCCGGGAGGGGGGCGCCCGCUCGGCGCUGUGCCGGUCGCUCGGCAACUACGUGGCCGCCUGUCAGGAAGCAAACGCGAAAAUCUACGACUGGAGGAGUCCCGGCUUCUGCGAGCAAACAUGUCCACAGGGUAUGGUAUAUGAACUCUGCCAAAUUUCACCCAACAACACUUGCAAAGGCUCUCCUGCCUCCAACGCUGCUCUAUUGCCCCCUGGUGUCUGCUAUGAGGACUGCAUCUGCCCACCCAGCCUUCUGCUCAGCGGCUCCCUCUGUGUCCAGCCAGGGAACUGUGGGUGUGUGCAUCAGGAAGAAUACUUCCAGGUGGGGGACGUCCUCCAGACCUGCAGAGAGCGCUGUGUGUGUGAGGCUGGGGGGGCCGUGGCCUGUAACCCGGUCUUCUGCACGGAAGAGGAAGACUGCCAGGUGCAGAACGGCCUUCUGGGCUGUUACCCCAAGCGGGAGUACGGGUACUGUUCCCUGGCCGGACGCUCCCACUACCACACCUUUGACGGACGCGACUUCCACUUCCCCGGCACAUGCAACUACACCCUCUCCCAGUGUGGCCCCCUCAACUCCAGCCUGGAUGCUGUGCCCUUCACCGUCACGCUCCUGACCCUGCUGCCCAUGCAUGCGGUCCGUGUGGAAGCUUACGGGCUAGAGCUCAUCCUCUGCCCAAAAUAUCCAGACAAAGUUGUGGUGGGUGAGGUCCUGGAGGCUCUCCCAUUCGCAGUGGUGAACCUGACGGUGUAUCGGCAGGGCCACUACCUGACCGUUCAGGCGCUGAACUCUGUGCAGGUGACCUUCGACCUACGGAAUCACGUAGUGAUCCGCCUCCCCGCCUCCUACAUGAACAGGACGUACGGCCUGUGUGGAAACUACAACGGUUUCCCCGGCGACGACCUCUGGCAGCCGAACACCGAGGCAGUGUCUGGAAAGUCUUGGGGCUCAGACUGCAGUGACGAAUGUGGGGAUAACUGCCCGCUGUGUGUGUCCCUGUUGCCCCGCUACACCUCGGACCGCCACUGCGGCCUGAUAACCACCCUGUCGGGGGCCUUCGGCGCCUGCCACCCCCUGGUGGACCCCACUGGCUACUACAGCAACUGCCUGUACGACCUGUGUGUGUCCGGGGGGGAGCAGGAGCAGCUGUGUGACAGUCUGCAGGCCUACGCUACGGCCUGCAGGGAGGCAGGAGUACAGGUCGCCCCCUGGAGGAACGACACCCAGUGCAUGUUCCAGUGUCCCCAGUUCAGCCACUACACCCCAUGUGUGAACGCCUGCUCUGUAAUGUGUGCUGAGGUUGGGCACCUGGUGGACUGCCCCGCUGGGUGUGUGGAGGGCUGCCAGUGUGACCCGGGCUACUACUUUGACGGCAGCGGCUGUGUGCCACCCAAGGACUGCAGCUGCUUCCUGGAUGGACGGUGGUACAGGCCUGGAGAGGUAAGACUGCUGCAGAACUGUACCCUAAACUGUGCCUGUGGGCCCCCAGUGAUCUGCAAACCCCACGCCUGUCCUGACUCGCAGAGCUGUGCCGUCAUACACGGGGUUAUGACCUGCCAUUCCUCAGACCCGUGUGAGGGGAGGUGUAGCCCCAGUGAGAAGUGUGCUCAGUGGGCCGGGCGUCCCGUGUGUGAACCCUCUGUGCUGGACCUGUGCUGGGCCUGGGGCGACUCCCACUUCCACAGCUUCAGCGGUAUGGACUUUGACUUCGACGGCACCUGCAGCUAUGUACUGGCGGCCAGCAGUGGGGGCCCAGGAGGGCUGUCCCCCUUCGCCGUCACAGAGAAGAACGAGAGGCGCCACAGCGCGUGGGCUUCGUCUGUACGCUCGGUCAACGUGCGCGUGUACGGUCACAUGGUGACCAUGCACCACCUGGAGAAGGGCUACGUGCGGGUGAAUGGUCUGCUCAGCCGUCUGCCACUCAGUCUGAGGGACAGGGUAAGGGUGGAGUACUGGGGGCAGCAUGCCUUCCUGCAGACUGACUUCGGGCUGCAGGUGAUCUACGACUGGUCUUCUCUGGUCCUCGUGGCCCUUCACCCGAUGUACCGAGGCAAGGUGUUUGGCCUGUGUGCAUACCACCAGGGUUUUGAGACCAAGGGCGGCGGUGGUGGCCUCUCUGUGGUUGCGUGGGCCCUGCUGAAUGCAGUGAGUGAUGGAGACCGGCUGUGCUGCACCGCCUGCGCCCUGCCUGCUCCCCGCGUCACGCCAGAGCAGGAGGCGCUUAACCGCAAGGAAUGCGCGGUCCUCCAGGACCCCACUGGUGCCUUCGCGCUCUGCAGCAAGACCGUGGCCUCGGACCCCUUCCUCCAAGGCUGCAUGCACGACCUGUCCGCCAGCGAUGGCGCCCAGGAGGUCCUGGCACAGGCCCUCAAGUCCUACUCCACCAUCUGCCAGUACCAUGGCUUCAGCUUCCAAAACCCAGGGGACCUGUACCAUGAUGACAUCUGCGGGCCUCACGGCACAUUUGCCUGGUGUGCGUUGCCAUGCCGAGAGUCCUGCGACCGCUUCAUCAGCCCAGUCUGCAAUCGGCCGUGCUUGCGAGGCUGUGUCUGUAAUGCCGGCUAUGCCUACAUCAACCGGACCUGCGCUCUUGUGAGCAACUGCGGCUGCGUGGAUGCAGUCGGCCAGCUCCGCCAACUCAACGAGACCUUCUGGUCUCCCGAGAACUGUGAGAACCGCUGCACCUGCGACCCGUCCACCAGAACCGCCGUGUGCGUCCGGGUCCGCUGCCCCGCCGGCCAUCGCUGCCGGCUUCUGGACGGGGUCCGUGGCUGUUACCCCACCGGUGUAGUCUACUGUACCCUGAUGGGCGGCCUCCACUUCCGCACUUUCAACGGCCACACCUUCGACUUCCGCGAUGGCUACACUUACUCACUGGCAGCGUCUGCUGCCCCCCUCCGCGCCGGCCACCUGGUCCCCUUCCAGAUCUCCAUCGGCAGUGCCAGCGGCAGCACAAGGCUCUUCCUCAGUCUGGACCUGAGAGUGCAGGUGUAUGGGAAGGACCUAGUCAUCCGCAAGGAGCAUCCGCACAGGCUCACGGUGGACGGGCUGUAUGCACCCUUGCCUUACUCUUUGAACAAAGGCCAGAUCUUGGCCUACCACUCCCCCUCAUCAAUCACAAUCCAAACCGACUUCGGCCUGCAGGUGGCGCUGUACAGGACUGGCACAAUUACUGUGGUGCUCCCUGUGUGGUACAGCUCGGUCCUGCAGGGUUUGUGUGGUAAACCUAGUGACCCCAAGGGCAUGUUCAUUAUGAGGACUGGCCAAGUCGGGUCCCUGCAGGAGUUCACCGACAGCUGGAAGACUAAGGCGGCCGGUCGCACUCUGACCUCUGACCUGAAGCGCUGCAGCAAGGAGGAACGGGACGUGUUCAAGGACUUCCACUUCUGCCAAGUGCUGCUGGACGAACAGGGCCCGUUCAAAGAGUGCAACGGUGUCCUGGACCCUGAGCUGUUCUAUGACAGCUGUCUGAAGGAUACCUGCGCAUAUGGAGGGCACCCCACUGCAUUCUGCAACUCCAUCAGCGACUACGCGACUGCCUGCCAAGCUGCUAACCUCACAGUGCGGGAGUGGAGAAGAGACACCUUCUGUGGGGCCGACUGUCCUGCUAACAGCCACUAUGAGCUGUGUGGGCCCAGUUGCCUGGAUACCUGCUUUAGCUCUGUGAGCCCGGCGUCCUGCAGCAGCCUGUGUCAGGAGGGCUGCCGCUGUGACAGCGAUCACGUCCUCAGCGACGGGGAGUGUGUGCCCCAUGCUGCCUGCGGCUGCCUCUACAAUGGGCUGUACUACCCCCUGGGCACCUUCGUCCUGGGGGACCGGUGCCAGGAGAAGUGCCUCUGUCGUGAGCGGUCGAAGAUGGUGUGCUUCUCUCCUGGCUGCGGGCCCCAGGAGUCCUGUGUGGUGGAGGGCGGCAUCGGCAAGUGCCUGCCGGCCAAUCCCGGCACAUGCCAGGUGUUGGGUGGCUUCGGGUACAUCACCUUUGAUGGCUAUGCACUGGCGCAUCGCGGAACCUGUACCUACGUUCUCGUGCAGUCCGACCCGUCUGCCCUGCCUCCCUUUAAAGUGCUCGUGAGUGUAGACAGGGUGGAGAAUGGAGUGGAUGACCCGCUGAAGGCUGUCGUUUUGAUACUGGAUGAAGAUAAUGUAGUGGAAAUAUUUCCCAGAGUCCUUUGGAAAGUCCGGUUCAACAAAGAGGAUUUCACCCUACCCAUGAUCAUCAACAGUGGUGCCAUAAAGGCUUACCAAGAUGGCAGCAGCAGUGUCUUGGAGACUGACUUCGGGCUCCAGAUCCGUUUCACCUCAACACUCUAUGUCCGGGUCAUCUUACCACCCAGUUACUCUGGCACCACCUCUGGCCUGUGUGGGAACUACAACGGCAAGGCCGCAGACGACCUGACGCUUCGCUCUCAGCAGGUCGCUGACGGCCCCUCUGACUUUGUCAAGAGCUGGGCAGAGGGGGCGCCGGGCCAACGCUGCACCCUGGACUGUACGGCGAACUGCGAACCUUGCAGCGAUGUCUCCAACCCCGAGGCGCCCGGUGUCGAAUCCUGUGACUUCCUGACCAGCACGACGGGCCCUUUCAGGCGCUGCUGCAGCACUGUGGCUGUUGAGCCUUACCGUGAUGCCUGUGUCAAGGUCCGCUGUGCCACCUCCAGGAAAGCACAAGCACUGUGCCUAACGCUGGAGGCCUAUGCGGUGGCCUGCCAGGCGAAGGGAGUCGAAGUGGACGCCUGGAGAGAGAGCUGCCGUCUUGAGUGCCCAGACCAGAGCCAGGCCAGCAGGGAUGUUGAUUCAUGUUCUACUACCUGUCCUGAAAUUCUCACUCCUGGUCUGUGUCAGAGGCACUCUGAGGGCUGCCAGUGUAAUGGCGGUUUAGUUUUCAAUGGUGACGCGUGUGUGCCCGUUAGCCAGUGUGGAUGUGUGCAUCGUGGAAGAUACCUCAAGAACAAGAAGCUUGUCUAUGCGCCGGGCUGUAGUAAGAGGUGCUGGUGUGAGCUUUUGGGGGGUGCAGCCUGCGAGCCGACCGCCUGUGGCCCCGAACAGCGCUGCCUGCUGAGGGAUGGGGCGUGGGGGUGCCACGGCGAUGCGGGCGUCUGCCGGGUCCGGCCCGACCUGACGUUCAGAACCCUGGAUGGCCUGGAGUCAAACCUGCAGCCCAACAUCUCCUUCAACCUGGCCUCUCUGUGCGACCGUGAGAGUGACCGCUGGUUCCAGGUGGCCGUCUUCCAGGGUCACUGCAAGAAGGGGCUGGUCAACACACUGCACCUGUUCCUGUAUGGGGCAACCAUGGUGAUCCGGAAUGGGACCGUGUAUGUGAAUGGAGACUUGGUGUCUCUCCCCCUCUCACUGCCUUCGGGGGUUUCUGUACGCCGGAUCUGGGCCUGGCCGGAGGUGAGGGUCGUGGUGAGGAAGGGUUUGGAGGCCGGCUCUCAGCCAGACCUGGAGCUGGAGGCCAGCACGUCGGGGAGUGUGAGGGUGCGACUGUCGUCCGAGGACUCUGGCAAGCUCUGCGGCGCGUGCGGCAACUACGAUGGUCAGGCCUGCGAUGACCUCCCCGAGUCCAAGGACUGGAUCAUGAGCUUAAACAGCUGUGGCUUUGGAGACUCUGGGCGCUUUGGAGCCGGCUCUGUGGAUGUUCUUUGACCACGUGUGCCCCCGUUUGUGAAUAUGCUCAAACCGUGCAAUAAAGGUUUUAAACCCA